AUGCGGUUUUACGUGGAGGCGUGCUUCAACACGGACGCUCCAGGACUUAUUCUUUCCACCACCCCCGGAGAGGACCGCGCUGCUUUAGUUGCGGACAACUGCCGGGUAGAGCUUCGACUCCACACCCCAAAUGCCGACACGUCCAUUUCAAAAAAUGUCGCACCCGUUCUCGAAGCGCUGCCGUGGGACAGCUCUCAACUGCGUCUCUGUGUAAAUGGGAUCAGCUACGGCACAGGUCCGCUGAUGCUGCGCGACCGCGACGCUCUGACGCUGCAGGAGAAGGCGUCCCCGGACGCACGCACGCCCCAAGAGUACGUCUACUCCAUAACAGCUCUCCCCGACGUUUCGCCGUGUGCUUCGUCCGCUGCGGAGGGCAAUGGCAACCAUCACCGCAGCAAACCUUCCCAUGCGGAGGAUCAGCGGCUGCACGUCGUCCUCGGCAACGUGGCCGAGUAUGCAAAGUGGAACAACUUUUACAGUGAUCGGUUUGGCGACUGCGCGGUGGUCGCCGCAACACCUGCGGCCAAUACGUCGUGCGCAGGAUUCGUCGUGCCGUUGCGCAGGUGCUCCUGUGGGCACUACCUGCCGAAAGAUAGAGGCGUCGCCGCCCGCGUGACUUCGUGCGCCUCUGCCCGCAACGUCACUGGAGUGGGCGGCGUCUCUGUGCUUCCUGCUGCUGCAACGGCAACCGAGACCCACAGAGCAUCUCGAGCCCUCGUCACUCUGCUCCCCAGCAUCCCCACGCUUCUCGAUGCAGAGAACGAAGCUGUGCAACGCGGUGCCUUGGCGCCGCCUGCGGUCGCGCCGCGCUGUGCGUGGCCGAGCGUACCUUCUCGUACCGGUGGCCGAGGAGGGAUUCAGGUGCUGAACAUCCGCCGUGAAGCUUCUUCGGUCUCUGCCACGGAAGAGGCAAAGAACGACACUGCUGAUAACGGUAGCGGCUCCCAUGAGGUGCCUGUCAACGAACGCGGUGACGCAGCGCUUUCCUCUGGAGGCGUUUCCGCGUGGACAGCGUACUAUAAAGCUCGCGAAAAGGACUGGCAGGGAGUGGAUUCCGUCUCCACCUCGAAGGAACCAAGUACCCAAGACACAUUUUUGAAGGCUCGGUUCGACCGACCCAUCGCAGAUUUGCUGCUGCGCGUCGCUUCGUUGGAGAGCGCGUUGAUGGGCUGUCGUUACGAGUGA
Molecule: messenger RNA, 1185 nt
Organism: Leptomonas pyrrhocoris
Lineage: Eukaryota; Euglenozoa; Kinetoplastea; Trypanosomatida; Trypanosomatidae
Exons: 1
Coding region: 1-1185 (394 amino acids)
Source: RefSeq, a predicted model, not a curated record